Messenger RNA from Ooceraea biroi (clonal raider ant), 5981 nucleotides. It is a transcript of the gene wts, whose product is annotated as serine/threonine-protein kinase warts. NCBI's taxonomy places the organism in Eukaryota, Metazoa, Arthropoda, Insecta, Hymenoptera, Formicidae. The record is from RefSeq and is a predicted model, not a curated record. Gene Ontology annotation, molecular function: ATP binding; protein serine/threonine kinase activity; protein binding. Gene Ontology annotation, biological process: regulation of organ growth; G1/S transition of mitotic cell cycle; hippo signaling.
ACACCCAGAGCAGGGUCCGCGCGCGCGCGCGUGUGUGUGUGUCCGCCUGCCUGUUCGGUUGCUCGUCGAUCGUACGUCCGCUCGUUCCGCACGGCGCACCAGGAGACAACGCGACUCGCAGCCGCACCGUCGGCCUUCGUCGCGCUCUAGCUCGCACAGCCUCGUCACAUGACUCGCCGCGCGGCAUGAUCGCAAGAGAGCACGACGGGAAUAUGCUCGGGAUCGCUGCUGCUGCUACUCGCGCGCCCGUCACCAUCGUCGUCCCGUCAAGACAACCCCGUCCCGCGGGGCCUCACGGCGAAUUGGGGCUACUCGGCAUCUCCGUGAUCUUAUGAGCAUCUCGACGCGCUUGACGGACGCACGCGACGCCCGAAUCCGUCGCCGUCGCGCUUCGACGUCGGCCCGAGUGGGACCCAUUCGUCCGCCAAUUGGCCGAGUUAGGUUAGCUCGCGCGCUCGAAUCGUGCUCGCUCGCUCGCUCGAAACUGCCGAGGACGGACCGAUCGCGAGUUAUGCUCGUUACCUCGCCGUCAACAUGCUCGCGAGUCCGCCUGUGAGACAACUGCUUGAGGCUUCUCGUUCUCCGCGACAUUGUGAGGUACUUGAACGAGUUCCACGGGCCCGCUCGCCGUCCCCGUCACUUUCAUUUUCGCGCAUACGAUAGAUUCCCGUGUUUAUCAAUCAUAUCGUUAUCAUGCAGCAUCGUCACUAUACAUAAUAGACUUUGAAGGAACGUUCGAGGGUAAAAGUGACUUGGUCCUUCGGAUGUGUUAUUGGUGAACCGAACAGACUGUACAUUCGUACACUGUUGCUGCCAUGAUGCUGGGGAGUACCUACUGCAGAUUGAAUUACCAGUGAUUAUUUGUUCUAUUUAUACAUGUCACAGCCAGAUUAAAGCUAGGUCCCCGAGGGCCUAGCAUGGGUCACUAUGAAUCCGCCUGUGGUCAGCAAAUCGAGCACUCGUGGCUCUGGAUACCAUCAGAAGGCGUUAGCUGAGAUUCGUAAUUCGUUGCUACCAUUUGCGAACAUUGGUGGGGUUUGUGAAUUGGGUUCCAGUGCCGCUAGUACUAUUUCUACUGUAUCAACGACCAGUGGUAUAAGCUCCGCAUCAGGGCACAGCGGACUGUCCGGCGCUUCUGGUUCUACGAUUGACAAGCAGGAUCAGCGACAGGCACUGGGACAAUUAUUAGCUAUGGGAUACUCGGAAGAAGUAGGAGUACGUGCCCUGAAGCUCGCAGGAUGGCGGUUGGACGCGGCGAUAGAAUAUCUGAAGCAGGCUCAGGGGGAGUCUCUGAACGGGCUCGGUAAACUCAAUACCAAAUUGAUUAGAAAGCCAAGCCUGGAGAGGGAAUUGAGCCUGCAACGAGGUAGCCCCGCGUUGGACAGCGGGGCGGGCAGCUCGCGAUCCGACAGUCCACGCCUCACGGAAUUAGGCACGCAUCCACAGUUGAGCCGCCAGUACUCGCCGAGUAAUUUCGUGGAGCGCGAACCACCGCCGCCACCGCCCCCUCGAUGUAGUUCUACACCGCCGCCGCCGCCACCACCUCACGCUCCAUACAGUCAGCCGAAUGUGCCUACCAACAUGCAACAGAUGCUCAAGCGAAUGUCGCCCGCGCCAGUCGUGCCGACGAGACCGGCCGCGACGGCGCCCGGUACCGCGGGUGCCACGUCGACGUCGGCCAUGAAUCCGCCGCAGCGGGGCACCAGUCCGGUAGCGAGCGCUAAUAGCAACUCGAGCAGUCGCCAGCCAAUGAUCGUGCAGAAUGGCCCGCAGGUGCAGCAGCAGUUGACGCAGCAAAUGCAGGCACUCAGCAUCUAUCAGGCGAGCAACAGCAACACGAGCACUCAGGUUGAACCUCCGCCACCGUAUCCUAUAGUUCCACCCUCGUCCGUCGGCCAGACGGUGCAGCCGCCUUCUUAUAGCGCUUCCAUGCAGAAUCGGCAGAGCCCUACACAGUCGCAGCAGGAUUAUCGCAAGAGCCCGUCGUCGGGCAUCUACUCGGGUCCGACGUCUGCCGGCUCACCGAGUCCCAUCACUGUGUCGACGAUACCGCCCAGCAGCACGCAGACGUCAAUGGCCCGACCGACGCCACUGCAAGCGUGGGGCGCGCGACAAGCCAAGACGCAACCACCAAUCAUCAUGCAGUCAGUAAAGAGCACCCAGGUGCAGAAACCUGUGCUGCAGACCGCUAUUGCACCCACGGCUCCCCAGCCAAUCACCACCAGUAAUACACCGCCGCCACCACCUUCUUACGCAUCGUCCAUUCAACAGAAGCAACAACAACCACCGCCCGCUUAUCCGCCCGUCAAUAAUGUGCCCACGCCCACCACGGGCAUACCGACGACGGAACCACCAAGUUACGCCACGACGAUGCAGGCGCUAGCGGCGCAGCGCAUGCAUCAUCCGCUGCCACCACCGCCUUACGGCGCCCCAACUGACGAUGUCUCGACUAUCACGUCCGGAAUGGAGACCGGCAGUACGCUGCGAAGCUCCCCGAUCGCUCAUCAUCCACCGCUUCAGAGAAAAUACUCACCGGCUGACAAUUGUCAACACGUGAUCGAGGCACCGCCGUUACCACCAGUCGCCUCGACCUCCGUGUCAACGAGAAAUAACAAUAAUCACUCGUUGCCCGAAGGCAACAGUGGUAGUGGUGGUACUAAGGGCAGUACCAAGAGUGGCGGUACCAAAGCCGACCAAGGCGGCACCAAGGACGAUACAUCACCCUCGCCCUAUAAGAUCAAGCAUCAGUCUCCCAUACCUGAGCGUAAAAAUCUGAGUAAAGAGAAAGAGGAGGAGCGCAGGGAUUGCAAAGUAAGGAACUAUUCUCCCCAGGCUUUCAAAUUUUUCAUGGAGCAACACGUGGAGAAUCUGCUCAAGUCGCACAAGCAACGGCUCUAUCGACGUUUGCAGUUGGAGACGGAGAUGUCGAAGAUCGGCCUGAGCAAGGAGGCGCAGUGCAUGAUGAGGAAGAUGCUGUCGCAGAAAGAAUCCAAUUAUAUCAGACUGAAACGGGCGAAAAUGGACAAGUCGAUGUUCACGAAGAUCAAACCGAUUGGCGUGGGUGCCUUCGGUGAGGUGACGCUCGUGAGGAAGAUUGAUACCAAUCAGUUCUACGCGAUGAAGACUCUACGUAAGGCCGAUGUGCUGAAUCGCAAUCAAGUCGCUCACGUGAAGGCCGAGCGAGACAUACUGGCGGAGGCUGACAACGAGUGGGUCGUCAAGCUUUAUUACUCGUUCCAGGACAAGGAAAAUCUGUACUUCGUGAUGGAUUAUAUACCCGGAGGUGACUUAAUGUCGCUGUUGAUUAAACUGGGCAUUUUCAAGGAGCCAUUAGCAAGAUUCUACAUUGCUGAGCUGACGUGCGCAGUCGAGAGUGUCCACAAGAUGGGAUUUAUUCACAGGGACAUCAAACCGGACAAUAUCCUGAUCGAUCGCGACGGGCACAUCAAACUGACCGACUUCGGUCUGUGCACGGGAUUCCGUUGGACUCACAAUUCCAAAUAUUACCAACAAAACGGUCAUGGUAAACAAGACUCGAUGGAUCCGACUGAUGAUUGGAAUAACGAAUGUCAAUGCAACCUACAGUUGAAACCGUUAGAGCGUAGGCGGCAUAGGGAGCAUCAAAGGUGUUUGGCGCAUUCCUUGGUAGGGACACCGAACUAUAUCGCACCAGAAGUUUUACAGCGUACGGGCUACACGCAGUUAUGCGACUGGUGGAGUGUAGGAGUAAUAUUGUAUGAGAUGUUAGUGGGCUCUCCACCGUUUCUUGCCAAUUCGCCUGCUGAGACACAAUAUAAGGUCAUUAAUUGGGAAACAUCGCUUCAUAUACCACAGCAAGCAAAUCUGUCGCCGGAAGGUAUGGAUCUAAUAUUAAAGCUUUGUGUUGGUGCGGAUCGCCGGUUAGGUAAAAACGCGAACGAGGUCAAGAGUCAUCCGUUCUUCGCGAGUAUAGACUUCGAGAAAGGCUUGCGACGUCAAGUGGCCCCGCACAUACCUCGUAUACAGUAUCCGACUGACACAAGUAACUUUGAUCCCGUGGAUCCUGACAAGUUGCGCAACUCCGAGUCUUCGGACUCUAAUAAAUCGGACGAAUUGUUGGACAAUGCAAAGCAGUUUCACGGUUUCUUCGAGUUUACGUUCAGGCGCUUUUUCGAUGACGGUGGUGGUCCCGCGUAUACUAGUCGAAUCAAUUUGGAUGAUAAUGACAAUCAAGGUCCUGUCUACGUAUGACAUUAGGCUAAACUCGACGGGGAUACGUGAGUUUUGCCCAUAUAUAUGUAAAAAAAAGGAAACAAAGGACAAUUGCGUCUUAUAUAAUUUUCCUACGCAUGAAAACUGCAUGUAGAUAUUGAACGGAAUAAUCUCCCAAACGUAUCGUGUGACCCUUUACUUCUGCAUUAUUAAGACUCGCUUAUCAGUUUUACAGAUAAAUCUGUAUAUCAUACUUUGCAAGAAAGUUAGGAAAAGGAUCCCUGUGUCUAGCGUAGUACAUAUAUUUUUUUAUGGAUACGCUUGUACCGUUUUUAAAUGCUGUACCAUAUUUUCAGUACCGUACGAUUUACGAUUUUUACGAAAUCUUUAUAUCGGAAUUUACCUCCUGAUAAGAUUUUAAUAAUAUGUAGGAAAACAAAUUGAGAGAAAAGUGGACAUGUAUGAAAAUAUUCUAUUUAUAAUAUAAAAUUCAGUAUAAUUUAAAAAAACUUCUCCAUUAUGUUGCAAUUUCAAUAAGCAGCGCAUAAUCUCCAGUGCAUUAAGUUCUAAACAUUUUACGUGACAUAUUUUUAUAUAUACGUGAUCGUUUUACAUUCUAUAAUAUAUAAUCAGAGUACGUCGUUCCGCAAAGAGUGCGAAAUAAGUUUUUCUUUUUUUUCCGGGUGAUGUGUAUAUAGUAGGUGUUUGCAAAAAUCUUAAUCUUUUUUUUCCAAUGGUAUUUAAAUUUUAAUUAAAUUUUCGCUAUUUUUACGUUUUUAAAGAGUUGGCAUCAAAGAUUCUAAACCGUCAUAUGUUAUAAUUUAACGAUAAACUUCGAAGAAUAAUAAUGAGUGCGAUAAGCGAUGAAAAGCUGUACAUGCUUUUCGCAUUUAGCAAAUUAGCAAUUAUUUUGGAUUUGGGCUGGAAAGUUUUUCCGCUAUGGAAAUUCAUCCAACUUGGUGCCUUUGGAUUAGCAUUUGUUCCAAUCGAUGCAGUACCUUUUUAGUACAUAGUUCUUUUUUUGAGAUGUGGCUGAAAUAAACGAAACAACUUUUCACAAAGGAAUUAGAUAACAGAGAAUCAUAAAACGCCUUUACAAGGGCAAAUAUUUUGAUAAUUUAAUUGUAUUGCGUAUAUUAUACACCUAAAAAGCGAAAAGGUGACUAAAAAAUGACUAAAACUUUUGCAUACAUCUAAUACAUAUAUAUAUAUAUGUAUAUAUGUAUUAGAUGUAUGCAAAAAUAUAUAUAUAAAAUACGAACGAAAGAUUGACAGAAGCAAAGUGAUUGAUGGCUAGGCAAUAUAUUGUUAUAAAACGCGAUAUGUCGGAAAAACAAAACAUAUUUUGCUUGCCAUUUUGAUUCGUUUGUAUUGGCUGAAAAUAUACAAUUUUUAGUGUGUUUCAGCAAGUACUGUGAUAUAUUGCAGAUAAUUAGAAUAAUGUGGCUUCUAAAUGUGUGUAUCGGUCUUAUUUAAUAUCGUCUUUUAUAUAAAAUUCUACGAAGAAUUAUUAUAAAUAAUAACAAUUAUAUGAAAAAUAUUAAUUAUGUAUAGAUUCUCGAAUGGAUGUAAUGUGUUCAUCGUGUAUUUUAAUGCAACUUUUAAACGAUUGUCUGAAUGUUUUCAAAUACUAAUUUCUAAGAGAUAUUAUGAAUUUAUUAGUACAUUGUACAUAUAUACAUAUAUGCAUAUAUAUAUUAUAUGCACUUCUUUUACAGCUCUGAUUUAUCGCAUGAUCGUGUCAAUUUACUGCGAAAACUGUACUAUCAAUAAUUACACAUUUGAAUCUA